GUAAAUCAUAACUUGGGAGUUUCGUUUAGAUAGCACUAACUAUUGAUUGGCAUUCAAAUUACAUUGAAAAAUAUCGAUAAUUUUUAGGAUAAAGGCAUUGAGAAAAAGUAUCUUAGUCUUUGUCUUGUUGGAGGAGAAGAAACAGUAUUUGUUCGAAGGUCCGUUAGCUUUCAAAAUUUUGCAUGGAUACACAUAAAUGCAUGAAUCAAUGACGUUAUUUUCUCAUCGCAAAUGUAUUCUGUGGUAGAACAGCCGUGGCACUUAUUUUAAUAAUCCAGUCUCAAACCAAAAGACAAAGAAAAUGUAAGACAGGAGGGUUUCUUGAGAAGAAUGAGAAUGCAAAAUCUGGUUUAUAUGAUGCAAUUAUGAUGUUAAAUUGUUUUCAUUAUCGUUUCCACUAAAUGCUGUGGAGCACUAUGAGAAGGAAAUUUCUUCUGCAAGCCUUCGCCGUAAUGCGCAUGUGCAAUUUUCUCCUCGGUUCGGAUAAAUAGAUAGAAAAAUAGCCCUGAGUAAUUGAAAUUAGACUCGUCUCUCUAACAUUUUUAUGGUUUUGAUUUGACUUGAAAUUUCUCGGAAGCAUUCAGGAUUGGGAUGAAAUGGUUUCUAUUGCGUAAAACCUAGAGCACAUUCGCAUAUUUUCAUAGGCGAUGCCUGCAAUUUCUCGUCUUGGGAGAAUGUCGAGCGUACCGGAUCUAAUUUUCUACAAUUAAUUUUGUUUUAGCUGCAGAUUUAUGGCACUCGGAAUAUAUUACGUAUAGGAAUACUGAUAAUUUAACCAUUCUUUAGAAGAAGAAAUGGGGACCUGCGAGGAAAGAAUCCUCAUAGGAUAAAAAGUUUAAGGUACGUUUGUGGAAUCAAAUUAGAAUGCAGCAAGGUACCCAUAGCAAUCUAGUUCAAGAACCGAACGCAGGGGCGUACAUUUGAUCAAAUAUUGGGGGGGGGGCAAGCCUAUUGUUUUAAUAAGAUGAUGUCACAUUUCCCAUUGUUUUAGAACAAAAGACCAUUGUCCUCUAAAGUAUUGGGGGCGUUUGCCCCCCUCGCCCCCCCCCCCCAAGUGUCCGCCACUGACCGAACGCAACAUAUACACAGGAUUUUUCCUGCCAUAUUUUUAACAGCAGAUCAUAUAUUUUUUUCCUGAACCUCAGCCAUCUCAAUCAGGAAAAUAAUUGGUCUUUCUUGCUUUUUUGCGUCGUGCUGUUUUUUAGCCUCUAAAAUUUCGAGGUCGCUGCCUUUUGCUGGUCAGCUCUUACAAAAAAUCUCCGACGAUCAUGAAGAUUCAUUUCUUAGAUCUUUAACGACGGAAACAUCCCACAUGUUUGAACUAAGAAUCUGUUAUUCAUGACGAAAAUGUUUGGUAUUUUUUUACCGCACAAAGAAAAUUUUAAAGCUCAAUGUUAAAUACGCUAGUAUCACCGAUAAAAAAUCAGCAGUACGCGUUAUGCAUAAUGCAAUGCGUCAUCUCUCCAUCAUAUUGAUUUUUCAAGAAAGCUGAUUCUUUUGGUCGGUUUUGAGAAAUGAUCGGUUCGAAAAGCAGGGCUUCCAUGUUAUCUUAAGCUUAUAAUCUUGGAUGUUGCAGCCUACCUUGCGUGGACGAAAUUUAGAGCUUCAUGAACCACUCUGCGGUGGCGGUCUUGUAGCGGUUCUGAAUACUAUGCCGCGGUUUAAUUAUUGACAGAAUAAUCAAGAGGGGCGGGUAGCAGCAGAGGUGAAACCCUAGGUCCUGGACCCCAUGAAAAGUUUAAUAUCCGGAUAUAACAAUUCAUAUCUGAUAGUUGUUUCAAAUUUUACCACUUUUGCUUAAAGGCAAUCUGUCUCGUUGUGGAUUGGUUAAUGAGAACAAUAGCUGGAACAAUAGCCUAAACACGAUUCCAGCGCUCCGCCAUAUUUUUUACAAUGCGAUAAAUUAAAGGGGGACUGGAAACAAUAAAAAUCUCUUUGUUCUUAUAACCAAUCAACGUCGUGACAGAUUGCCUUUAACUUGCUAUUGACGGCCCUGAGCGUUUAUGGUUAUCACUCCAAAAGGCAUGUUAAAAAUUCCUUUUUUCUCAUGUUUUGAAGAGCUUCCACGAACAGUUUGAUUGUUCGUUUGAAGCUAACGUUUGUUUGUGAGCACUGCUCUUCCAUCUUUUCUUUCUUCCCUACUAUUUGCAUACCUUUUUGAGAAAGACAGCUUUGCUUAGCGAAAACCUGUUUUGUGCCGCCCAUAGAUUGCUCACAGUAUUUUCCUAUCCUUUUUUGUUACACGCUACCCACUAAGUUGAAAUUAUUUCUACCGUUAGGUUAUGCAAUCUGCUUUACUUUUACCUUUGUUAGCCUGGUUAAACGAGUUCUUCUUCAUUUAAACCAAUUUCCAAAGGCGCGUUUGUUCGCAUAGAUUCUACUCGAAAAAAUACUUCAACUUCUCCAAGAUUAGGAUAUAAAGCUCUAACAAAACGAUGACAGCAAAUAAAUCCCCCUUCCUCUAGAAUUCAAUCAACUUAUCUUGCUCUCGCAAUCUUUUCGUCCUUUUCGUCCUAGCUUCUUUUCGAACUCCUUCCCACUUCUUUCCACCCUCUCUCUGUCGGGGGUUCUGCCUAAAUUACAUGAAAAUACUAAUAAUAGAAUAAAAGUUGAGGGGGUUUCUAAGGGAGCUCUCACACCUCAAUCCAUCUGAAGUGUGGAGACUCCAACCCCGAUUUUGCGGUCACUAGGGCCGAGUCCCCUUAGGUCCAAGACUUCGAACACGAGGAGCUAAGAUGGCGAUCUCCAAUCAAUGAUACUAAGUUUCCAGUCUACUUGAGACAUUAAGCCAUUGUACGUGGAUAAUUCUUUAUUUGGAAGCACACGUGUUUCGAUCAGAUAGAAUACAUUCGGGUUCGUUUGAUAUUCAAUACAAACAGUGACUUAAGGUCACAGUUGCAUAAUCACGUGCUGCUUGCGUAACAUAUUAUUCCUGCAAACUUAAAUUCUAUGAAAAUAUACACCACAGCAGUUUUCUAGCCUCCUUUUCCGCUGUUACCUUAGCCCUAGCGCACACCCAUUUUCUCAUUUUCAUCGCUGUUACGCAUUUAUGCACUAUAUUACCAAGGGACGAACCACGCAUUCCAUAAGGACCCACCAUCGACUGCUGUGCACACAUUUCUGCAUGCAGAAUUGUAACCUCAAGUUGAAUUCGGCAUUGUUUAUUAUCUCGUUCCUUCACUUUGCUUGUUGUUUACUCGCAUUCAUAGAUUUUACUAAGCAUGGUACCCAGCUCAAAUGGCAGUGUUUCUCCAAAUCAUCUGCGUUUAGUAGCUGACUUAAUGUAACAGGUAAUGAAAAAAGCAUUGCAGGUGCUAUAUAAGUUGGUGUAUCAGGGGGGUCACUCACCUGUUUCAUGUCUCUCGACAACAAAUAAUCAAUCAUGUAUUAUUAUCAACGGAAAAUCGCAGUAAGGCACCAAUUUUUGAGCGGAAGAUGUCUUCAUAAACGGUGAAAUUACAUAGUGAAUAAAGGUUUGCCAUUAUGACAGCGGGGAGGAAAGCUUCUUGCGAAUCAGACUGUUUGUCGAUUGGCGAAUUCGAUCACGAUUCAAUAAUUUACCCGGAUGACAAUACGAAAUGCGGCUGGAACAAAUGCAAACCAGACUCACUGCAGAAGCUUAACACGCCGAAAUGGUUUUUAUUCUUUCUAGUCUGUUAUUCUGCUGCUCAAGGCAUGAUUGUACAAGGCUUCACAAAUGUAGGUCUAUCUACAUUGGAGAAGCAGUUUAAACUGAGUAGCAAAGAGUCCGGUACAAUUGUAGCAGCAAAGGAGAUAUCAUCCCUAUUGUUAAUAGCUUUUUUGAGUUAUUAUGGAAGUUUCGGACACAAGCCGAAGUAUUUGGCUGUCGGUGCUCUUGUUACGGCUUUGGGUAGCUUGUUGUACGUACUUCCCCAUUUGCUUAUAGGAAAGUACAUUCCAGAUAAAGACAUUAGUAUUUUUAAGAACAGGGACGUUUGUCUUGCAUUAUCAUCAGUAAACAGCACAUUAGAAACGGCACGAUGCCAUGUUUUGGGACAAUCAGAAUGGUACUAUAUGUUUACGUUCAUUUCUGCUAAACUGCUUCUAGGAGCCGGCACUGCUCCACUUUUUACACUAGGUGCCGCGUACAUCGAUGAAAAUGUCAAGCCAAAGGUUGCCCCGAUAUAUCUUGGUAUUUGGUAUGCUACGAUAUUUUUCGGACCAGGAAUUGGGUUUGUAGCUGGAGGAUCCUUGCUGGACGUUUACGUGGACCUCAUUCAGCCUGUGGGUCUCAAUCUUAGUCCGGACGACCCUAGAUGGAUCGGCGCCUGGUGGUUGGGUCAUUUUUGUGGAGGCCUGUUGAUUUUUGUCACCUCUUGCGCCCUGUUUGCUUAUCCUCGGCAUAUGCCUGGAGCCAGGGCCUUGCGAGAAAGAGCUAUUCGUGAAGGGAAAAUCCGACCAGAAGAUGCAAGGAUCCGCGGAAAGCUGAGAGAAAUGGCACCCGCAACCUUGAGUUUGUUGAGGAACCCGACCUACAUGUUUAACACCCUGGCAAUGGCUUGCUGCACUAACAUUGCGACCGGACUCGGACCUUUCAUUGUUAAGUACUUGCAGUCGCAUUUCGGUGCUUCCAACUCGAAAGCUGGUAUUUCAGUUGGCAUAACAUUGAUACCGGGUACUGCAGGUGGCAUUUUUAUUGGAAGUGUUCUUAUGAAGCGGCUAGAAGGCCGAGACUCGUGUCAGAUCGCUGCCAAAUAUUGCUUUGUUUUCCAGUUAUUUGCCGUCGGGAGCGUUGCUUCAUUUUUGAUUCCUGGAUGUGAACCGCCAAGACUUGCAGGGAUUCACCAGCCCUACUUUGGAAGUGAUCAGAUUGGAAACCUGACGUCAUCAUGCAAUGCCAGAUGCUCUUGUGAUGCGGUGCAGUUUUCACCUGUUUGUGGAGUCGACAAACUGUCUUACUUUGCACCAUGCCACGCUGGCUGCCACGCGAAACGGGACAUUCAUGGUUACACUGAUUGCGACUGCAUAAAUCCAAAACUGAAUGCAACACGAAUUUCUGUCAAUGAGCAAGCGACGUCAAAAAUGCCCCAAAUUAGCGUCCAAGUUGUUCCCGGUUUGUGUGACAGAGAGUGCAGAAGCAUGAUUCCGUUUCUGGUUGGCGCCCUUCUGAUAUUACUGUUGAGCUUCAUUAGUGCUAUACCGAGCAAAAUGGUUGUAAUGAGAUGUGUUCCUGAUAAUGAGAGAGCCUACGCCCUUGGGCUACAGUGGAUAUUUCUGAGUCUGCUUGGCUCACUGCCUGGGCCCGUGUUGUUUGGGCUUUUCAUUGACAAAUCAUGUGAUCUAUGGGAGAAAACAUGUUCUGGGACUGGCAACUGUCUCCAAUACAACAAUAUUAAGCUAAGCUACAUGUUGUUUGGCGCAACUUGCUUGUUUCAAGUGCUCUCAGCUGUCUUUUAUUUGCUGUCGUGGAAGCUCUACAAGCCACUACCGAAUUCAAUAAAGCUGCUGGAUGAUCCUAAACAAGAAGACGAAGAUGGCAGAAACUCAGUCACCGUCUCAAACAUAACAGAAGGUACCGUUGUUGAAGAUAUUGACAAUAAUAGCUAUUUCCCCAACGCAAUUUCGAUGGUCCAAUCGGGGCUGAUCAACUCAAAACCGGUCUUUAUUUAUGAAUCCGCUAUUUAGGAUUAUGACGAAGUUUUGAAAAACUUUGAGUUCUUGCACUGGGGCUUAAUGUUCACACCCUGAAAUACGCUGUUAGGUUCAGAUGGAUUCUUCAAAAAAUAUGCUGCUUUUAUUGUAAAUUUGAUAAACGCAAAGCUCAUGAAAAACAUUUGCAGCAUUCGAAUAUCCAUCUUUCCCCCUCUUCAUGUCUCCAUUUUAAGUCGAAUUUUGCAAAUGACCAGCCGUUGCUAGGGCUCCGACGACGAGGGACCAGGAUUUGGAGGCUUGCCUUAUUCAAAAUAUUAAUCCCUGGCCGUCGCAAAAUCAUCGUGAGUCCAAGAUUAUAUAGACAUAUUCAACUUGUAUCCCUCUCAACAAGUACCGUAAAAGAAAACGGAAAACUGAAGAAUAAUUUACACUUCCCUCACUCACACCCACUCAUGUCCUGUUUCGUUGGAAUCCGUGACCGUUUCAGACAGAUUCAAGCCUUUACCCCUCUCAACAUAAACCCUAGAAUCAUACCACUUUUGAACUACCGUUUAAGUGUCUUCCUGGCUGAGAGAGGGUUGUUGCUUUCCAAAUUGUAAUUCGUGGGUGUUGGAUUCGCAAAUUCAACUACUUUAUUUACCUGCUCACUGUGAGUCAGGUUUGCUACUAUGAUGCUGACGCAAGGCGCCAACGCAGUAGCUGCUUUUUUUGUUUUAUGCUUGUCAUAGGUAGCCAUGAUAAGAUUUGUAAUGCUCCUAUUCGGGUGUAAACAGACGCUCGAAUCAAAUUAAUUAAAAUAUAAGUUGAAUCAAAUGCGUAGUGUAUUUAAGGCUCAAUGUGUAUGCUUAUAUGUAUCGAGGAUUUAGAUAUUGAUAGGGUUUGUUUUGUUGUUUGGUUGUUUGGUCACUAGUUUGGGAGAGUGGCUGCCGUCCAGCUAAACGAGAAUAUGCUAUGUAAUGAAAGAAACGAUUUUUAUGAAACUAGAACUAAACGUAUUGCAACAUAAGGCCUGCCUGAACGCGUAUUUGGUUUGCUUUCAUUAAACUGGAGGGUUGGUGGAAAUAAUGUUUGCUCCAAUGAAAAACAAUAGACGAUAUCAAAAUGCUUUCCUGGAGUGUCACAAGCGAACGUUGUAUCACGUGGUGCCAGUCCUGUGCUGUAGGUCAUCGAUUUGCCCCAGGAACUCAUCAUAGUGCUUGCAUUUCUAAGCAAAUAUUUUAGAUUUCCUCAUAAUCUGGGUGAUUUACUGGCUGGAGUUACCACAAAUAACCCAGAUUUGCUCCUCUAUUGUUGCAUUCAGCCUUAAUCUUCAUUUCGGCUAGUAUUUCAAUAACAAGCAUUCACAGAAUUCCCCUAAUCAACCGAUAAAAUGUCAUCUACCUUUCGUCGGUGAGAUGUCUAGAGCAUCAUAAUAAUUCUGUGUAAAUCGAAGCACUACCGAGCUGUCUUUGGAGCUGGCCUCCAUCACAACUCGGUGCCAGUGCAGACAAUCGUUGGCAUUUGCUGGGAUCAAAUGUGUCUAUUGAUAUUUUGCCUCAAGGGAGGACUCUGAGGUAGAGAACACUAAAAAAUGAUGAUCUGUAGAAAUUAGAGGCAAAGUGGGCUAGUUACCCUUUGUCUACCCCCAGCUCUUUAGAAAGAGAAUCAUAUUCUAAUGGAUUGAAAAAUAUUCUAUAUAGUGACCCGCUAGCAAAUAAUUAGGGUUAAAGCCCCCAAUAACCCCUCCCCGUUGAUGACACCCACGCGUCUCAGGCCUUAUGUCGAUUAUAGCAUCCGACCGUCGUUUUAAAUGACAAGACUACCGUUUUACGGAAUUUGUUUGCAACGUGAUUUGUAGAAAAUCAGAUUCAUUACUUAGUUGUAGGUAUCACUGAUACAGUGUCGCCAUAGCUGCUGCAUAUUUUCUUUUUGUAUAUAAUUUCAACCGUCCUAUGUAACUAGGCGUUAAAAAAAGAUUUUGUGUUCUUUUCGUACUGUAGAAAACCUGAGUUUGAAUUUUACAAAUAGUUCCAUAAUAAUUUUUUGUGAGCAUUGUAUAUUAUGUAAAGAUUGAACUUCAGUUGAGAAUACGA
Rhopilema esculentum is the source of this 7685-nucleotide messenger RNA. RefSeq names its product solute carrier organic anion transporter family member 4A1. The record is from RefSeq and is a predicted model, not a curated record. Gene Ontology annotation, cellular component: membrane. Gene Ontology annotation, molecular function: protein binding. NCBI's taxonomy places the organism in Eukaryota, Metazoa, Cnidaria, Scyphozoa, Rhizostomeae, Rhizostomatidae. Gene Ontology annotation, biological process: transmembrane transport.